Colletotrichum navitas is the source of this 609-nucleotide messenger RNA. RefSeq lists its product as uncharacterized. The coding region runs from base 174 to 485 and encodes 103 amino acids. NCBI's taxonomy places the organism in Eukaryota, Fungi, Ascomycota, Sordariomycetes, Glomerellales, Glomerellaceae. The transcript is spliced from 2 exons. Gene Ontology annotation, molecular function: monooxygenase activity; oxidoreductase activity, acting on paired donors, with incorporation or reduction of molecular oxygen; heme binding. The record is from RefSeq and is a predicted model, not a curated record.
CAGUAAUCAUACUCAGUUUCUCGGAUUCCAGGUUCGCCGUUUCAGCAUUGUCAGCUCGCCGUUCUCCACUUAUUAAAGUCUGGGUGUUUGUGUGGAUAGUUUAGAUCAAGUCAAGUUUAUCGACUAAUUGAUAUACCGUAUAUAAGAAGCACGGUGCUAUUGUAAUUGAGGGCAUGCCUUUUCUUCAAGCCGUUAUUAAGGAGGCUCUGCGAAUCCACCUGGCGUUCGGCGUGCCCAUUGAGUGGGUGGCGCCCGAAGACGGUGCCACUAUCGCCGGUGGAUUUUUCCCGGCGGGAGUAAGGAUGAUCCCUCCCCUUUUCACCUCGUUACAUCAUGUGGCUAACAGGAACGCACAGAAGAAGCUGUCAAUUCACUGCUGGGUGGAGAAUAGGAACGAUCUCAUCUUCGAAGACCUUGAUGAGUUCCGGCCGGAGAGGUGGCUCAUCGAAGACGAGAGUAAGCUCGCGCUCAUGAACCGCCAUUGAAUUCCGGUGAGUACCACAACAACCCACAGAACACGUAUCUGAUGCACUUGUCUUGGCUGACGGUCUCCACCCUCCAGUUUGGGCUCGGCAGUCGGACUUGCAUCGGGAGGCACAUCUCCAUGCU